Homalodisca vitripennis (glassy-winged sharpshooter) is the source of this 1123-nucleotide messenger RNA. RefSeq lists its product as uncharacterized. The coding region runs from base 1 to 1080 and encodes 359 amino acids. The record is from RefSeq and is a predicted model, not a curated record. The transcript has 4 exons. NCBI's taxonomy places the organism in Eukaryota, Metazoa, Arthropoda, Insecta, Hemiptera, Cicadellidae.
AUGGCAGAACUGCCGCACGCCUGUACUGAUGACUCAGGCGCCUUCUGGAAGAAGCAGCCGGAUGACACUGAACCAAAACCGGAGGAGCGGCAGGCGUUUUUCAUGAAGAAGUUGGAAUCGGCCGCACUGCCGCAGGAUCCUGAAGCGGAUUUAGGCCGAUGGAAGACUGUCGCAGGCGCCAGUCCUCUUCCGUACUCGGUAGAGGUACGGAAAAUGAGAGGGAUAAUGACCAUUGUAAAGAUGUUAGGUAUAAGGGAUUGUACCGGAUACGUCUGGGGUGGCACCAACGUAGUAAAACCUAGUAAAGUUCUCGAGCUGCACUGGUAUAAUGAAGUUAACAGUCUGCUAUUUAGCCUGACCACGGAUACCAGUGCGGCGGACAGCAGAACUGUCUGUUCAUUUUUCGAAAGAACGCGACUAGAUUUAGAGACCUAUUUUGGUUUGGUGACCACGUUGCUUCACCUCAAGCCUCCGAGACAACGAUACAUUUCCUUGGAGUUUGGCGUUUCUUCAAAUUGUGUGGUGGACUGGUAUUUUUUCUGCCGCGAAGUGUACUUUCAUCACAUUUCAACGACGUCGAAGAAAAUUGGCGGACCUGUGACAGUCGUUGAAAUUGACGAGGCAAAAUUUGGAAAGAGAAAGUACAAUCGCGGCAGAAAUAUUCAGGGACAGUGGGUUUUUGGGGGAAUAGAAAGGCAGAGCAGAGAGUCCUUCCUUGUUCCUGUAGAUCAACGCGAUAGGGACACUCUGCUCGACAUAAUUCAACAAUGGGUUCUGCCAGGUACCACAAUUGUUAGCGACUGUUGGCGGGCCUACAAUUGUCUCGGUGACGAGGGAUUUAGGCACUUAACGGUCAAUCACUCAAUAAACUUUGUCGACCCUAACACCGGCGCCCACACAAACACAAUUGAGAGACACUGGAGGGAAGUCAGGGCCAACAUCCCUCGGUAUGGUGUCCGGACUGACCAUUUUGUUGGGUACCUGGCAGAAUUCCUUUUUAAGGCAAAGUACCCCCACCCACAUACCAGGCUCCACCACUUUUUUGUUGCUGCUGCUCAGCUAUAUCCGCCAACACACUAAUGGUAAGUGUUCUCUGUUAAUAUCCAUCUAUAUAUUUGAGUUU